AUGACAUCUGCAGAGACUAAAAAGCGUGAUAAUUGGUAUUCUUUCACGAAAAAGAUGAUCGAAGCUUAUAAUGUAAUUCUGAUGCAGAUUCCUUCAGGCGCACUACGUGAUCAGUUGAAGACAGACCACCAAUCUGAUUUUAACUACACAAUGGAUAACUUUACUCAGACAACAAAGACAAAUUUGAUAAAUAUGUUAUCACAGUUCUUGUAUUACGAAAAUUCGAUGUCGUACAUACCAACAAAUGAUACUUUGUCGGACAGAGUUCGAGUAAAUAUCGAUUCUGCGGCAGAAUUGAGUACAAAGUCGAUUUUGGAUGUUUACGAUACGAAUACUGACUUAUCGAAGAAGUUAUCGUUGGUCAGUUACAUUUUCUAUGCUGUUGCUUGGGCUUUGGAGCUUUUUGUUGCAAUUCCAUGUUUUGUUGCGAUUAUGAACGGACUCAAAGAGGAAUUGAAGUAUUUAUUCUCUUUGUAUUUGACGAUGGCAAGGUCAACAAUAUCGAAAUUCAUUGAUGGAACUGCAAAUACAAGAAGAACCGACCACAGAUCAAUUUCUGUUCUUCUUACGUCAACAGUAAUGGGACAUACGAGAAGUACAACGGAUCUGAGCCAAGACGAGACCGGAGAAGACAAGAUUAUGAACGUUGCAGAUACAUUCAAGGUUUUGGUGAAUGAUAGUGGAGAUCAAUCAUCUGUUUUACCUCCAAAGUUCACUACCAAAGCUUUAAUGAUCUUUACAUCGUUCACAUUCAUGCCUUUGAUCAUUGCAACAGUAAACUUCUUGAUUAUGGACUUCCAAGUCAAGGAAUUGAACAGAUGCAUGUAUACAAUGCAAGUUAUCUCAGAAAGAACCUUGAAAGCCUCAUUAAUUCUCUAUCAUUGA
Trichomonas vaginalis G3 is the source of this 885-nucleotide messenger RNA. RefSeq lists its product as uncharacterized. The coding region runs from base 1 to 885 and encodes 294 amino acids. The transcript has a single exon. The record is from RefSeq and is a predicted model, not a curated record. NCBI's taxonomy places the organism in Eukaryota, Parabasalia, Trichomonadida, Trichomonadidae.